Molecule: messenger RNA, 2448 nt
Organism: Cyclocybe aegerita
Lineage: Eukaryota; Fungi; Basidiomycota; Agaricomycetes; Agaricales; Hemipholiotaceae
Source: the annotation of a GenBank genome assembly
AUGGCAAAGCACGCAGCCUCCGACGCGCUAAAAAAACGCCAAGAAGAAGAGGAAAAGGCAAGAGCUUACCGGAUUGCUCACGCAAUUUGGCUGGAUGAGCAACAGAAGCCAAAAGACAAGCGCCUGUCUUACCGGGAGGUGGCUGAGGAGGCACGCAAGCAAUGGCAUGCCAAGACAGGCCACUGGCUGAAGCUGAAUCACAACACUGUCCGUAAUCACGCAACUGGCAAAACACGUCCUCGGGAGGAGACUAAAUGGGAUUCAUCUCAUUUGAGCGCUGUCGAAGAAGAAGAGGUUGUCAAUUACCUCAUCGAGACGGCAGCUCAGGGCUUCGGGCUGUCACAUCGUCGUUUGAAGGAGCACGUCAUAGAGCUCUGCCGAGCGCAUUAUGGCACCUCCUUUCCUGGUCUUGGGAAGCACUGGUCCCACCGCUUUGUUGAGCGGCAUCACGAACGCCUUCACGUAUACCGGACUCGGCCACUCCAUGAUGUCCGAGGGAAAGCUGCGAACCCAGAAAACCAUAAGGCCUGGUGUGAUCUCGUUGAGAACGUCCAGCUGCAUGGAGAUGAGGGCAACGCAAUUGCACCUGAGAACACGUACGCGCUGGAUGAGGCAGGUUUUCAGGCUAACGGUGAUGAGGGAGAAGAGCGGGUGAUUGGCGGAGUGGGCAAGAACGUCCAGUACCAGCAGCAAGCUGGAACGAGGGAGACAACAACUGUCAUUGUCAAUAUCUGCGUGGAUGGGACUGCCAUACCUCCAGCCGUUUUGUUUUCUGGAAAGGGCUUUGCGGUUCGGUGGAAGCAAGAUAACCCUGCAGAAGCAAUGCUGGGAUACUCGAAGAAGGGCUGGACGGAUAACGAGAUCGGCAUCGAGUACGCAAAGCACUUUGAGCGAAUGACUCGUGAGAAGGCGGGUGGCAGGUGGCGAGUCCUCUACGUCGACGGACAUGGUUCACAUGUCACUCACGGGUUCUUGAUGUUCUGCAAGGCGCAUAAGAUCCAUGUCUUGUGCUAUCCUGCCCAUACAACUCACAUUUACCAAGGUCUGGAUGUUGUGAUAUUCAGCCCGAUGAAGCAAAGGUUCGGUGAGAACCGUGACAAACUCUUUCGAGAGACGGGCCAGGAGAUCUCAAAAGAGAACUUCCUGAAGGUUUAUGGUGACACCCAUCUUGCGAUACUACAACCGGAGUUAAUCAAGAAGGCGUUCUCGAAGACAGGAAUCAUACCUUUUAACCGCGACGUGAUCUCCGCCGAUAAGCUCGCUCCCAGCCGCGACACCUCGUUUCGGCAUUACACCCCAGUCGAGCCACCAGCUGCUGUCCGCAUCAUGACGGAGCUGAUCAUUGACACCCUCCAGCCUAUCUUCAUCACGUCGUCUCCAAACAAUGAUUCGGAUACAGAUUCCGAAGGUGAGGAUGAGGGAGCCAGUGGGGAUGCGGUUGACGAGAGAGGUGAUGAGGAAUAUGAAGCGGGUGAAGAGGAGGAAGAAGCGGUGGCGGAUGGAGAGCAGGACAAGGAGGUGGAGGAUGGUGCUGAUGAGGAGGUAGAUGAUGUUGAGGAGGGGGGUGGUGAGGCUGGUCAUGAAGCGGGUGAGGAGGGAGAAGGGGAGGAACAAGAACCUGUAAAUGAUGAACCUGCCCACCCACGGCUUGACACCUUUCCCAUCCGAGCCGCCCUCGAAGAACUUGCCAACUCUGAUUGCGGCUUUCUCUUCUCACAAACGCCUAUCCCAUCGUCUUCUAAUCCACCCGAUCUGCCGAAUGUUCUCAUCUCGCCUAUGAAACGUCGCAUUACCAAACCGUCAAUGUCAAGGCAAGAUGUCACAUACCUCACAACAAAGACGACAUCCACACCCGACGAGGACGCCAUGCAGGAGGCUCUCAUUGCGAAAGCAGCGGCAGCAGAUUACUACAAGGAGCAGGCGAUCCGUAUGCAAUCCAUGCUCGUGUUGCAGCGAUUAUACUGCAACAAACUGCGUCGUCAGCUUCAAGCGAAGGAAGGAAAGGCAGAGAGGAAGAAGAAGGGGCGAGGAGGUAUUCUACGAGACGGCUUACCUCGUUUGAUGACACAUUCCGCCGUGAUUCGAGCCGUCAAGGAGCACGAGGAUGCGAAGGCGAAGGAGGCGCGCGACAAGGAGGAGAGGGCUGCCCAGCAGCUUGAAUACGAGGAGCGGAUGGCAGCGUGGCAGGCACAUGAGGAUGGUCGGGAGGCUAGGAAUGCGGCACUGUAUCGCCAGUUUCAGGAGGAUGCAAACAAGUGGACAGCAGCGCGAGUAGCAGCGAAGGAGGCGGGCCGCAAGCUGAAGGUUUGGGACAAAGCCCAUCCAAAGCCUUUGCGUUCGAAUUACAAGGAGACCCGGGUAAAACCCCCAACCAAGAAGGCGCGGAAAGAUCCUGAGGAGGAUCCUGAGGAGGAUGUGGGUGGCGACGGUACGAUAGACGAAGAAUAG